AUGUCGACGACCACAUCGUUCAAGACACCUCCACCGGAGUUACUCUCGACGAAGAUUCUGUUCCCUACUUCGCAAAUACUCCUCAUCGUCCUCGACAACCCCAAGUCGUUGAAUUCCCUGUCUACCCCGGUACAUUGGUCUCUCGACAGGCUGCUGGCCUGGUAUGACAACGAGCCCGGGCUGCGAUGCGCAAUCAUGACAGGCGCAGGGCGAGCGUUCUGUGCCGGCGCCGAUCUGAAAGAGUGGAACGAGAGCAAUGCACGCACUGCGGCCAAGACAACUGGCGGGGAAAGUACCUUACCAGCCAGCGGCUUCGGAGCCGUCAGUCGCCGGAGUGGCAAGAAGCCGCUGAUCGGCGCGAUCAAUGGACUGGCGUUUGGUGCCGGAUUGGAGAUGGUGGCGAAUAUGGACUUGGUCGUGGCUGCGAAGAGUGCGCAAUUCUGUCUUCCCGAAGUUAAGCGUGGCACGGUCGCCAUCGCUGGUGCAUUGCCUAGGAUUGCUAGGACUUUGGGAAGACCUCGAGCAAUGGAGCUCGCUCUGACUGGCAGGCCGGUCGCCGCGAGGGAGAUGAAGGAGUGGGGGUUUGUCAAUGCCGUGACUGAUGAUGCACCGGCUGAUGCACAUGUGCUUUCCCGGCCCGUUGUUCAAAAGGCUUUGGAGUAUGCAGAACAGAUUGCAAGCAAUUCUCCUGAUAGCGUGAUCGUUAGUCGGGCUGGCAUCAUCCUCGGAUGGGAAGAUGGAUCUGCAGAACAUGCAAGCACAAACAUCGUGGAAGUCUGGGGAAGGAGAUUAAACGAGGGAGAGAAUUUGCAUGAAGGCGUUCGAGCAUUUGUGGAAAAGAGACAACCGACAUGGGUAGGAAGCAAAUUGUAG
Messenger RNA from Exophiala bonariae, 873 nucleotides. RefSeq lists its product as uncharacterized. Gene Ontology annotation, biological process: fatty acid beta-oxidation. The coding region runs from base 1 to 873 and encodes 290 amino acids. The record is from RefSeq and is a predicted model, not a curated record. The transcript has a single exon. Gene Ontology annotation, molecular function: enoyl-CoA hydratase activity. Gene Ontology annotation, cellular component: mitochondrion. Lineage: Eukaryota; Fungi; Ascomycota; Eurotiomycetes; Chaetothyriales; Herpotrichiellaceae.